CGUAUGCCCAGUCGCGAGGUAAAUAAAACACACGUGUUCUUCCGAAGGUUGUUAAAUUUUUCGUUGCUAGACAUUCGAGAAGUGAACGAUCCACCGGGAUAUUCCUCAGGAUUCGAGGAGAACAGGAUGGGCGACAAGGCCGGAGCCAAGACCAAAGGAGGAAGUAUAUCGAAACCCUUGGAAAAGAAUUCCUCAAAGAAAAAAUCGCCCGUCAAGCGUCCGGCUGAAAGAGCGACGGGUCCGCCUGGGAAACUCAGGAAAGCAUCCGAUGGAGAGAAAUCGGUGACGAAGAGACCCACCCUCAAGACUAUGGUCGGAGACGGGAAAAAGAUCACGGGCAAAAUAUCAUUGAAAAAAGAUACAGAUGGUCAGAAAUCCAUCGCGAAAAAAGCUACAGGGGCUCAGAAGCCUUUCAUGAAAAAAGGAGCUGAAGGUCAGAAAUCAUUCACGAAGAAGGGGCCUCUGGGCAAGAAACCGUUUGCGAAGAAGCCCUUCGCGAAGAAAACCGGGAAGAGCGACGAAAAAGGCUCCUCCGAUGAAAAACCGAAGUGGUUCGAGAUGAAGAAGAAGGACCGUAAGAAGAUGCGUCAACAGCAAGACAACAAGUUCUACGUGCUGCAAUGCAGCGCCAAGAAAAUCUGGGAAAAGCUGCGGAGAUCGGAUGUUCGUUCUGAGGAGCGAAACCAGCUCGCGAUGGAACUGCAUAAGUUACUCAAGGGUAAUAUCGUCAACGUUGCGGAAGCUCACGACACCUCCAGAGUUGUCGAAUGUCUCUACACUAACGGAAGUCCUGAGAUAAAGAACUCAGUUUUUGACGAGAUCAAGGACAAAAUAAUGCAUUACGCCAAGUGCAAGUAUGCGAAAAACCUCAUAAUGGCCUGCCUGCGACACGGUAGCCAAGCUCACAAAGACGUCAUCUACAAAGCGGUGCAAACUCGGGUUCCGGACUUGUUCCUGCACAAGGAAGCCGCCCAGAUCAUCUCCACCCUAUACGAAGACGUCUGCAAUAAUAAGAAGAAAGCUGAAAUGGCUCAAGAAUUCUAUUCGAAAGAGUUGGUCUAUUUCAAGAGCGAGACGGCGACGACCUUCAAAGCGGCUUACGACAAUUGCACCGAAAAGUUGGCCAAAGAAAACAUGCUGUCCGAGUUCAAGGAGACACUCGUCAAGCUGACCGACAAAGGAGUGAUCAAGUACGGACUGUACCAUAUGCUUCUGCAACAGCUGUUCGAAGUGCUCACUGACAAAGCCGAUCGACUGGACAUGAUUAAACAGAUCCAACACAUACUCGUUGAGAUUUUGCACACGAAGGAAGGAAUGCAGGUCGCGCUCCAAUGUAUCUGGCAUUCGGGCGCCAAAGAACGAAAAGCGAUCGCGAAAUCGUUCAAACAGUUCGUCAACAGAAUCGCCACCGAUGAUCAGGGUCACAAGGUCCUCAUGGGAUUGUUUGAUGCCGUGGAUGAUACCGUCAUGCUGAAUCAGAAUAUCAUCUCAGAACUCGUGAAAAACCGGAACGAGCUCGUGAAACAUAAGUUCGGAGUGAAGGUUUUCGCCUAUCUGAUGAUGGGGAGGAAUCCCUGCGUGAUUACACCCGACACUAUCGAGCUAUUGAAACAAGGAGAUGGCAACGAGGACUCGAAAAAAGACCCGGAGCUCCGUCGGAAAGAACUCCGAGCGAUCGUCCAGCAGCCCCUGAUCGAUGCGAUAUGCGAGAACUUCGAAGAACUCUUCGGGGAGGGGGAGGUCUCGGUCGCAGUCGGGGAGAUCAUGAUUGCCGCGGACGAAGACUUCCGGCGGAAAGCGUUCCUCCGAGUCGUCGAACACCUGCAGGUGCCGUAUGAGAAGAACGCUGAAAAUCACUUUAUCGAGAGUAAUCACGGUCACUUCCUCCUCAAGAAGCUGCUCUCGAGCAACAAGCUUGAAGGAAAGUCUUUCUUCGCAAGAAUUCUCAUGGAGAACCUCCGUGAGGACGCGCUUCGGUCUUGGUGGAAAUGCAACCGUGGAGCCUUUUUGAGCGUUCGCCUACUGGAAGUCAAGGAUGAAGAAGUGAAGUCCUGGGCGCAGAGUCUCCUCUCGAAAGACAAAGCCGGGAUCAAGAAGGAGAAAAGCAAGGGAGCGGAGAUUUUGCUCGAGAAAUUGUAGAGUUCCUCCUGACUGUACAUAUAAAU
Molecule: messenger RNA, 2165 nt
Organism: Galendromus occidentalis (western predatory mite)
Lineage: Eukaryota; Metazoa; Arthropoda; Arachnida; Mesostigmata; Phytoseiidae
Gene: peng
Product: Pumilio and CPL domain-containing protein penguin
Exons: 7
Coding region: 4-2139 (711 amino acids)
Biological process (GO): regulation of translation
Cellular component (GO): nucleolus
Molecular function (GO): mRNA binding
Source: RefSeq, a predicted model, not a curated record